This is a messenger RNA of Zasmidium cellare ATCC 36951, 282 nucleotides long. RefSeq lists its product as uncharacterized. Gene Ontology annotation, cellular component: ribosome; cytosolic small ribosomal subunit. The transcript has 4 exons. Lineage: Eukaryota; Fungi; Ascomycota; Dothideomycetes; Mycosphaerellales; Mycosphaerellaceae. The record is from RefSeq and is a predicted model, not a curated record. Gene Ontology annotation, biological process: ribosomal small subunit assembly; translation. Gene Ontology annotation, molecular function: structural constituent of ribosome; RNA binding. Bases 1 to 282 code for a protein of 93 amino acids.
AUGAGGCCAACAAAUGCGCUAUUAGCGCGCUCAGUGUGGAAAGGUCCACACAUCGUGCCACUCCCGAUCGUUCGUCCGAAGGCUGGAGAGCGAGUCCCACCGAUCAAGACCCAGGCGCGAAGUGCGACGAUCCUCCCCAAUUUCGUCGGGCUGGUGUUCCAAGUCCACAAUGGCAAGAUCUACAACGACAUUCGGAUAACGGAGGACAUGGUCGGACACAAGUUGGGGGAGUUUUCAGCGACACGGAAGCCCUUCACCUACAAACAGACCAAGAACAAAUAG